This is a messenger RNA of Cercospora beticola, 1737 nucleotides long. It is a transcript of the gene LEU5, whose product is annotated as coenzyme A transporter. Gene Ontology annotation, molecular function: coenzyme A transmembrane transporter activity. The record is from RefSeq and is a predicted model, not a curated record. Gene Ontology annotation, cellular component: mitochondrial inner membrane. Lineage: Eukaryota; Fungi; Ascomycota; Dothideomycetes; Mycosphaerellales; Mycosphaerellaceae. Gene Ontology annotation, biological process: mitochondrial coenzyme A transmembrane transport.
CCGCGCACGCGGCCUCGGUUCAAGCUUUCGGCUUUGAGAUCGUCAUUGUCGUCUGCCGCACUGCCGUCCGGUUAUCGCACUGCACUAUUGCCAGCGACCUCUUGUGCCCAUACCUACCAUUCCGCCAGCUGUCUCUUCUUCGCCAGGACCUCACACCCAGCAAGACGACCGAACCUACUGACAUGGACCGGGCAUAAACAAUCCAACUCAGCCACCGGAAAUAGCGUUUGGUCCGAUGUCGCCAGCACGAUCGCCCUGAUAUACUGUACCUCCCGAGCACGACGACGAAACAACAUACCACCAAACGCUGAUCGAUGACCACACUGGCCUCUGGGCAGCAUGCCAGCCAUGUCACAGCACCGUCGACCCACGAACCACAUACGAUGAAACCGAAUGUCCCAGGAGUGUGCCCGACGGACGAGGAAACGAUCAUCCCGAGACAAGCACCCGAAGGGCAGCGAAAGAUACCAAAACAAAGCUGGGAAUAUGUUGUACGGUCCGGUGUCGCAGGUGGACUGGCAGCAUGCGCGGCGAAGACGGUCGUAGCGCCUCUCGAUCGCGUUAAGAUCCUCUUCCAGGCGAACAAUCCAAGAUUCGAGAAGUAUAUUGGGUCGUGGAGUGGCGCUGCGAAGGCGAUUCGAGAUAUCCACGCUUCAAGCGGAGUGGGAGGACUCUUCAGAGGGCACUCGGCAACACUUCUACGUAUUUUCCCCUAUGGCGGGAUCAAGUUCCUGGCCUAUGAGCAAAUACGCGCAGUGGUAAUACCUACAAAAGCGCACGAGACACCACAACGAAGAUUUGCGGCAGGCAGUCUGGCUGGGAUAUGUUCCGUCUUCUGCACGUACCCACUGGAAGUGAUACGCGUGCGACUCGCCUUUGAAACGAAGUCCAGCAAACGCGUCACAGUACGGCAGAUAUGCAGAAAGAUAUACCUAGAGCGUCCGCCUGAGCCGGUGCCCACAAAUACCGCCACAAUGCCAAGACCGGUGGCAGCAACAGUAGAAGCAACACAGGCCGCGAUACGGACGGCCACGCCUGCGAGUGGGCUGAGCAACUUCUUCAGAGGAUUCACACCCACGCUCUGGGGCAUGAUCCCCUACGCCGGGGCAUCUUUCCUCACACAUGAUGCAGCAGGUGACUUCAUGCGAAUACCAGCCCUCGCGCCCUACACAGUCCUCCCGCGUAACGAACGAUCAGAAAGGCAGCUCGCACCUGGGAAACCUCCUCCUUUACGAGCAUGGGCAGAAUUAUCUACGGGAGCCUUUGCAGGUUUCGUCAGCCAGACAGUGUCAUACCCUCUUGAAGUCAUUCGAAGGCGAAUGCAAGUCGGAGGAGUGGUCGGUGACGGGCAUCGACUGACGAUGAUUGAAGUCGCGAGGAGCAUACAAGCAGACAAGGGCUUCAAAGGCUUCUUUGUGGGACUUGGAAUUGGAUAUGUGAAGGUGAUACCCAUGGUCGCAACGAGCUUCUAUGUUUACGAGAGGAUGAAGACAUACUUUGGCAUUUGAGAGGGAGACAGCAGCGGAAGGCUGGACCAUGAACUGUACAUAUCAUGAGAUGGAGAUUAGCAUGGCUCGAAACAACAAAGCUUUCGAUACUACCGAAAGCUGAACAUGAAGUAUCACCGAGGUCGAGAUUGCGGACCUUCAGGAAGAAGACUUGAGUGCCAGUACAAGACAAUGCACGACACAACAGAUGAGCUACUUUUAACAACAUCUAUUCAAAUCUUCGACAACG